AUGGGCGACGAGGAGGUUGCUGCACUUGUGGUGGACAACGGCAGCGGCAUGUGCAAGGCCGGCUUCGCCGGAGACGAUGCCCCCCGCGCUGUCUUUCCUUCCAUUGUGGGCCGACCAAAGAUGCCGGGCAUCAUGGUUGGCAUGGACCAGAAAGAUAGCUACGUGGGUGACGAGGCACAGUCGAAGAGAGGUGUCCUGACCUUGAAGUAUCCCAUCGAGCACGGCAUUGUCACAAACUGGGACGACAUGGAGAAGAUCUGGCACCACACCUUCUACAACGAACUGCGCGUGGCGCCCGAGGAGCAUCCGGUGCUCCUCACUGAAGCACCGCUGAAUCCAAAGGCGAACCGAGAACGCAUGACGCAGAUCAUGUUCGAGACCUUCAAUGUGCCUGCGAUGUACGUGGCCAUCCAGGCUGUCCUGUCGCUUUACGCCUCUGGCCGCACCACCGGGAUCGUCAUGGACAGUGGCGAUGGCGUCUCCCACACUGUGCCCAUCUACGAGGGCUACGCGCUGCCCCAUGCAAUCCUACGCUUGGAUCUGGCCGGCCGUGACCUCACGGAGUACAUGAUGAAGAUCCUGACGGAGCGUGGCUACUCCUUCACCACCACAGCAGAGCGCGAGAUCGUGCGUGACGUCAAGGAGAAGCUCUGCUACAUCGCCUUGGAUUUCGACAGCGAGAUGAAAGCCUCCAGCGAAAGCAGCGACAAGGAGAAGACCUACGAGCUGCCUGAUGGCAACAUCAUCACCGUGGGAUCCGAGCGAUUCCGCUGCCCAGAGGUUCUCUUCCAGCCGAGCUUUGUGGGCAAAGAGGCCAGUGGCAUCCAUGACACCACCUUCCAGUCCAUCAUGAAGUGCGAUGUGGACAUUCGCAAGGAUCUCUACUCCAACGUUGUUUUGUCAGGAGGGACCACUAUGUUCCAGGGCAUCGGUGAGCGCAUGACGAAGGAGUUGACAGCACUGGCACCCUCCACAAUGAAAAUCAAAGUUGUGGCUCCGCCUGAGCGGAAGUACAGUGUCUGGAUUGGUGGCUCCAUCUUGUCCUCCCUGAGCACCUUCCAGCAGAUGUGGAUCUCGAAGGGGGAGUACGACGAGUCUGGCCCAACCAUCGUCCAUCGAAAGUUUUUUGUAAAGCUCACAAUGGCAGCAUACACCUUCAAGAGUGUCAAGGCUGUGAAGGAUCUCUUCCUUUGGUCCCUGGGCCCAUGGAGCGGCUGCCUGGGUCGCUGCGGUGCCGGGCGGCGGGAGCGCAGCGUGGUCUGCUUAGCACAGCUCGUCGCCGCGAACGGCACUCGGCUUGGGCCACCGCGGACUGCCAACGCGUCGGACUGCCGUGAGGAGGUCCCGGUGACGGAGGACAGCUGCACUCUGAAGGCAUGUGCCACCUUUCGUCUGCGCAAUCGCGUGGAGCUGCAGUCCGGGUGGCACGUCAUCGAGCUGGCUUUCUACGUGGACAUCGCUUGUCGACAGAAGGUUGAAGGCCUGCCUGUGGCGUCCGGGCAGUGCUCUGGUUGUGAAUGCCGCGAUGCCUCAGGCAAUCAGCAGCAAUGCAGCCCGGAAUUGGCCUUUGACGGCUACAUCGUCGAGGACCGCCUUUCGGCGAGCCAGUGGAUUGCCCAGUGCGCUUCCUUUAGCAGCCUUUCUGCUGCCUGCGCUCCCGGCGACGCGUGGAUCGGGAUCCAGGUGCAGACAACCACGGAAGUUCGUUGCGUGCGUGUUCUGCAGUCAGCAGAUCCCGCCUACAUGUCCCGUGAGGUCGCCUUGGAGACGAUCGAUGAAGACCUGGGAAUUUGGCAAGUUUUAGCAGAGUAUUCAAACCUCCAGGGCGCUGUGCUCGAUGGAAACGGCAGCUACUCCUGGGAUGUCUUGCUGGUUCCGCAGUCUUGCGUCGGCGCUAUCCACUGCAGCGGGCAUGGAACUGCAGUGGGCUUGCCUGGAAGCUGCCGCUGCACCUGCUUCGAGGGUUUCGCGGGGCCGAGUUGCGACAUCUGUGCCACGGGCUACCUCCAGUAUCCUCAGUGUGACCGUGCCCCGUCCACCAGCGCAGCAUGGCGACUUCGCAGCCUCGGUUCGACGGUUUGGCACGUCCAGGACGUGCUCUUCUUCGAGGACUUGCUGUGUAGCCCUUCGAGUCAGGCGAACACCAGCGCUUCUGAAUCCGAGUACAUAUCAUCGGGUUGGUCGUCAGGGGACAGCGACUCGGCUGUCAAUCCGGCAAGGGCCUUCGAUGCCUCUGGGGUGGCGACGGCCUGGAUUGGCAGCUGCGAAGAUUGCGAUGGCGGCCCCUGGGUGGGUGUCAUUCUCCGGCAGGAGGCCUCCAUACAAUGCGUGGAGCUGAUCCAGGGCCAGGCCAACUUUGCAGCCGACGAGGUCGCUCUGGAACUCUGGAUCGGGCCCAUCUCCGACCUGACCGAAAGUACGGCAGCCACGGACAGGCCAAAUGUGUCGACAAAUGGCACGAACCAGUCGAAUGCGACGAACGCCAGUGAGGAGAAUGCCACGGCCGCUAUGGCCAAACCCGACUCCGGCUGGUGGCGCGUCCGCUCCUGGCCGAACCUUCGAGAUCGUGAGGCUCCCACCCGGCUACAGUUAAGCUGUGAUGUAGGUAUGCCCGGGGGCGUCGGGAACGUCCUGCACGACUGCGACAGCAACAAGCAGCCAUGGCAACAGUGCACUGCAUGGUGCGAGCCCGGCUAUUCGGGACCUGAAGCUACGUUUCUUUGCCUCGACGACUACAGCUUCCGGGGCAUCUCCCCCGCCUGCAUCCCAAACGAGUGCCGCCUUGGAAUCCCCUUGAAGGUGGGAUUGAUCAUUGCCGACGGCUGUAGCGGCCUGCGGACAGGAGGCAGCUGCUUCGCCCGCUGCGCAAGCGGUUUCACCGGCACGGAGCUGGAGUAUAUCUGCCGUGCCGACGGGUACCUCCGAGAGAAAAGCAGCGAUCAGGUCGGCGUGCUGCCAAACUGCGAGUCAGCAGAGAUCCGAUACGAGCUGACUGGAUGUGCCGUCAGACUGGCAGGAGGGUCUGCGUCCUUCUUGCUGCUCCUGGUGCUGCCAGCCUUCAGCGCAUCGUGA
Symbiodinium sp. CCMP2456 is the source of this 3072-nucleotide messenger RNA. Lineage: Eukaryota; Dinophyceae; Suessiales; Symbiodiniaceae. The record is from the annotation of a GenBank genome assembly.